AUGGCCGCAAACACGAAUACUGCCACGCUCAAUGCCGAGACCGCCGGCGGCGCAAACGCCUAUGAGAACCCCAACCUAAACACAACAACCUCUCACGCUGCGACAACUGGUCAGGACCCAGCGACGCACUCGACCUCAAGAGCCGCUACGAGCACCAUUGGCGGCGGAGAUGCGCCGACAACGCACAGUGGUGGCAUCGGGCAGCAGAUCAAGGGUGCCUUUGCACAAGGACACGGAAUGGGAGAAGUGAUUCGUGGAAAGUUCAACUCUGCGGUUGAUACCGCGGCUGGCGACCCGCAGGGCAUGGCGAAGAACAAGAACAUCACCACUGGUGGCGAGAGGGAGUUUGCGACCAAGGACUUUGUGAAAAAGGGAACUCUGGACAAGGCUUUGUGA
Colletotrichum orchidophilum is the source of this 396-nucleotide messenger RNA. RefSeq lists its product as uncharacterized. The transcript is spliced from 2 exons. Bases 1 to 396 code for a protein of 131 amino acids. Lineage: Eukaryota; Fungi; Ascomycota; Sordariomycetes; Glomerellales; Glomerellaceae. The record is from RefSeq and is a predicted model, not a curated record.